Molecule: messenger RNA, 1342 nt
Organism: Phycomyces blakesleeanus NRRL 1555(-)
Lineage: Eukaryota; Fungi; Mucoromycota; Mucoromycetes; Mucorales; Phycomycetaceae
Exons: 5
Coding region: 1-1206 (401 amino acids)
Biological process (GO): cytoskeleton-dependent cytokinesis
Cellular component (GO): cell division site; cytosol; septin ring
Molecular function (GO): GTPase activity; molecular adaptor activity; GTP binding
Source: RefSeq, a predicted model, not a curated record
AUGAUGGCCCUUGCUUCGCCUAGCGAAAUUGCACCUCCACCUCCACCUGUGCCUAUCACAUCUACAGGUACCGGUAUUGCCAAUCUCCCAAAUCAACGACAUAAGAUCGUCGCAAAGAAUGGUGCUAAUUUCACCCUUAUGGUGUGCGGCGAAUCUGGUGUUGGAAAGACUACAUUCGUCAACACCCUCUUUACAUCCACCAUCAAGGAACCCAAGAACCUUAGCAAACGACGCCUUCGCCAACCACCUCCAAAAACUUCUCAGAUUCAAAUAACUCGAGCUGAACUUGAGGAAAAAAUGUUUAAGGUCAAAUUGACGGUGAUUGACACGCCUGGAUUUGGUGAUUAUGUCAAUAAUCGCCACAGCUGGAUUCCUAUCAUCGACUUUAUUGAUGACCAGCAUGAAAAAUACAUGAGACAAGAGCAACAGCCAUGUCGUAAGGGUGCGGUCGAUAUGCGUGUACAUGCCUGUCUUUAUUUCAUCAAACCUACCGGCCAUACUCUGACUCCACUCGAUAUUGAGGUCAUGAAGAAACUUGGCUCGCGUGUUAACUUAAUUCCUGUAAUUGCCAAAGCAGACACUCUUACUCCUUCUUGCCUAGCUAAAUUCAAGCAGAACAUCCGUGAUGUUGUGACAGCCCAGAAUAUCCAGUUGUAUUCUUGCCCUAUUGAGAGCGACGAUGAUAGCACCACCAAGCGCAAUGUCAACAUCAUGACCGCCUCUCCCUUUGCUGUCAUUGGAUCCACUCAGGAUGUCUUGACUGCAGAUGGACGUAAAGUGAAGGGUCGCGAGUACUCUUGGGGUGUAGCUGAAGUUGAGAACGAUGAACAUUGUGACUUUAGAAAGCUCCGUAGUUUGUUGAUCCGCACCCACAUGCUGGAUCUCAUUACCACUACCGAAGAAAAUCAUUAUGAGAAUUACCGCCAAGCGCAAAUGGAGACCCGGAAGUUUGGAAGUCCUCGCUCUCAACCUUCAGAAAACGCAAAGUUCAAGGAAGAGGAAGAAGUGCUACGCAAAAGAUUUACAGAGCAGGUCAAGGGUGAAGAAGCUCGGUUCCGUGCUUGGGAGCAACAACUGCUUAGUGAGAGAGACCGCCUGCACAAAGAACUUGAGUCUCAAAGCGACAAAAUUAAGGAUAUUCAGAGUGAAAUAGAUAAUUAUUAUUAUAGCAACCAGCGUGAUUCCCCAAGAACAAUCAGAAAAUAACAUUUUACACUGUAAUAGUCUCUGGGGGGUUCGUACCCUUCUUUACCUCUCUCUUUCCCCCAAUAAUAUAAUCUUAUACGGUACCAAUCAAGUUCUGCUACGAGAAAGCGCAAUAAAACAGUGCAUACUUUAUAUU